Molecule: messenger RNA, 1015 nt
Organism: Didymodactylos carnosus
Lineage: Eukaryota; Metazoa; Rotifera; Eurotatoria; Philodinida; Philodinidae
Source: the annotation of a GenBank genome assembly
AUGUUGUUAUAUAUUCUCUUCUUUAUCAUUAAACUAAUCGUCUCUAGUAUUCAGCAGCCUCAGCAGCAGUGUAACUGCCAACGUCAGUAUGUGCUUAUAGGCGAAGCACGCUCAAAUCUAUCACUUAUACAAGUUUAUCAGUCUAAUUCAAUUCGCGAAUUGAGAUUGAAUACCAAAGGUACAAACACAAUCGAAUCAUCGAUCGAUCUUGAUCGUCCAUUAGACUCAGUUCAUCAAUAUGCAAAUACGAUGAUGAUUGGAUUAAUCUGGAAUAUGAUACCUCGACAUAUUCUUAUUAUUGGACUUGGUGCUGGUAUUCUACCGAGAAUACUUCGCUCGUAUUAUCCUCUCGCACAAAUCGAUAUCGUCGAAAUUGAUCCAAAUAUCUUAGAUGUAGCUCGCGACUACUUUGAUUUUCAAUCUGAUUCUCGGAUGAAUGUCAUUAUCCAUGAUGCACGAUAUUAUAUCAGGACUUCUGUUAAAAAAUACGAUAUCAUAUUUUCCGAUGCCUUUCUUGAAACUGAUGAAGGGACACCUUAUCACUUGAAAACUGUUGGAUUUCUGUCUGAACUGAAACGAAUAAUGGCCGAUGAUGGUGGUGUGCUUGUUAGCAAUUUACACCGUCGAUACAGUGAUUACAAUCGGCUUCGACAAACAUAUUCAUUUGUCUAUCAAUAUAAUUAUGCUUUUCUUGGUAAAGGAAAAUGUAACUAUGCAAUCCUUGCCUCCGUCAACGAAAGAAUAACCUAUGAAGAGAUGUUGAGCAGAGCACGUCACUUGCAAGACAUCAAACGUUUUCGAUUCAAUUUAACAGCAGAAAUAAUAAAGUUGGAAAUUGAAGAGCAAUGGAACAAAAACAGUGAUGUGCUAAAAGAUUCUGUUGCUUUGUAUAUCGUUGAUACUCAAAACGAACGAGUUCUCCAAUAUGAUGCUAAAGGUACUUCGGAGGGACAUAUCGUCGUCCUAGGAGGAGAAGGUCGAGGUGAUGGUGUCAAUCAACUAGAAAAUCCACAAG